UCUCUCGGUGCAGUCAUCUUUUUGAAGGAUUUUGUGGUAAAGAGCGGUACGAAGAUGAGUGCCUUGGAAGAGAGUGCAUCGCAGUCGCGGCUCAUGACAGGUCAUGAGAAUCAAACCGUCUCCAACAGACCAAAUGUGCCUCUGAUUGAUAACAACGAUGCUGGACAGAUUAUUGUUCCCGACAGAAAGAGUUGGCAGAACUUGUUUGUGUAUUUUGGCCCAGGAUUUCUUGUUUCCAUUGCAUAAAUAGAUCUUGGAAACUUUGAGACGGAUUUACAGUCAGGAGCACAAUAUAAGUAUGAGCUACUCUGGAUCAUGCUGGUGGCUUCCUGUGCUGCCCUUAUUAUUCAAUCCCUUGCAACCAAGCUAAGGGUUGUCACAGGCACAACCUUUUUCUCCAUUCAGCAUUGGUUCUGUCUAGGAAAGUACCAUGCUCAAUUCAAGGAAAUCAAACUUUCUUGAUUUGUGGAUCACACCAUGGAUAUGGAAUAUGUUAACCCGGUCAUUAGCAAUUGUCCCAAGUCUAAUUGUUGCGAUAAUUGGUGGCUCUUCUGCUGCUGGAAAGCUGAUAAUUAUUGCCUCGAUGAUUUUAUCAUUUGAACUUCCUUUUGCUCUUGUUCCACUCCUUAGGUUUACUAGCAGCAAGACCAAGAUGGGCUCAUAUGGCAAUUCAAUUAUAAUCUCAUAUAUCACUCGGAUAAUAAGCUCAUUGAUCAUGGCCAUUAAUACCUACUAUCUCAAGACUUGAGGGUUGAAAACUGUAUCCAUUGUGUUUGCUGGAACAGUUGGUUUUUCAUGAAUGCUGUUGUACAUGGUCGCAAUCUUGGUCUUUCGGAAAAAUAGGAAUUCUACCCAACCAUUGCUGCUUGGUGAUGUUGAACUUGGACAAAGUCGCAACAACUCUGGCACUGAAAUUAACAAUUUAAUGUCUGAUUUACCUUGAGAGGACAUUACAAGCAUGCAACUCCCCCAAAGAAGAUCUGCAUUAGAUCUUGACUAAGUAAUCUCUCUCUCUCUCUCUCCCCCUCUCUGAGGCAGAGUGGUUUCCUAACCAUAGUGGUACCCAAACAGAACAAGUUAUAAUGAUAUUACAAUAAAUUUCAUAUAUUAUUUACU
Messenger RNA from Elaeis guineensis (African oil palm), 1116 nucleotides. The record is from RefSeq and is a predicted model, not a curated record. NCBI's taxonomy places the organism in Eukaryota, Viridiplantae, Streptophyta, Magnoliopsida, Arecales, Arecaceae.